AUGGGGGAGUUGCCCAGAGCCUAGGGAAGAGAAGUCUGUGGAGGAGGUGGCUGGAGCCGCAGCGGCGGCGGCAGGAGCAGGGGUGGCGGCGCUCUCAGCCGAGGUGGCCGAGGCUCCAGCCCGGCCCAGGGCGACGCAGCAGACAAUAACCGGGCUGGGAGCCUGAUCGGGCCGGACCCCACUGUGAUGCUUCCUUACUGAUGAUGUUAUAACAGUGCCUGGAAGCCCAAGGUUGCAUUUCCAGUUGAACAUACCUGAGUUGUCCCCAUCACUAUGGAGACCCGAAGGGAUGAAGUUGCUCAGGCCAAGGGAGCUGUAGCCUCUGGAGAUACCCAUGACCAAGGGGUAGAAAAAGAAGCCAAGAACAAGGCAGCUGAGGUGAUAGAAGGACCAACAUCAGAGCCAUCCUCAUCUGGCCCAGGUAGGCUGAAGAAAACUGCCAUGAAGCUCUUUGGUGGCAAAAGGGGUAUCUGUACUCUGCCUAGUUUCUUUGGAGGGGGACGAAGCAAAGGUUCUUGGAAAGGCAGUUCCAAGAAAGGUCUCAGCAAGAGCAAGACCCAUGAUGGCCUGAGUGAAGCAGUCUGUGGCCCUGAAGAUGUUGUCAGUGAAGGAACUGGCUUCUCCUUACCUUUACCUGAGUCACCUUGCCAAUUUCCCAGCUCCCACAGUGCCCAUGGGGCUUUGGAGACAGGCUCUAGAUGUAAGACAUCUGUGUGUGGAGCCACAGAGAAAGCUGGGACUGAGAAGGUUUCCUCCAUGCCCAAGCCAAAGAAAGGCCUAAAAGGCUUUUUUAGCAGUAUCCGCCGAAAUCGGAAGAGCAAAGUCACUGGGCCUGAACAAAGUGAGUCAGGGGUCAAGGGGCUUGAGGAGAUCAGAGCCAGGCCUCAUGAGCAUGUGAAUUCAGCCCCUCAGAUGCUCUACUCUGAGGAGACCUUCCAAGCCCCUAGAAAGGAAAAUGCUAAACCCCAAGAUGUCCCUGGGCCAAAAAUUUCUCCAUCACCAGAGCCUUCUCCACCAGCUUCUGAGAAGGUGGCUUGUAAAGAUUCCGAUACACCCACAGAGGCCUAUGCUUCAGUACUUGCACAACCCAAGCCUGCCCCUGAUGCGAAUGGCCCAGAGGAGCCCCAUAGCCCUGAAACAGGGGAGAAAGUGGUGACAGGAGAGGUAAAUCCACCCAGUGGCCCUGGGGGGGACCAGCUGAGCCUCCUAUUUGGGGAUGUUACAUCCCUGAAAAGCUUUGACUCACUAACAGGUUGUGGCGACAUUAUAGCAGAACAAGACAUGGACAGUAUGACAGAUAGCAUGGCCUCUGGGGGCCAGAGGGCCAACCGAGAUGGGACCAAGCGAAGUUCCUGCCUGGUGACCUACCAAGGAGGUGGGGAGGAGAUGGCCUUGCCAGAUGAUGAGGAGGAAGAAGAGGAAGAAGAAGAGGUAGAAUUAGAGGAGGAAGAAGAGGAGGUUAAGGAGGAGGAGGAAGAAGAUGAUGACUUAGAAUAUCUGUGGGCAAGUGCCCAGAUGUACCCAAGGCCUAAUCUCAACCUGGGCUACCAUCCCAUCACAUCCCCAGGACACCACAGCUAUAUGCUGCUUGACCCAGUUCAAUCUUAUCCUGGCUUAGCCUCUGGAGAACUUUUGACUCCUCAGAGUGACCAGCAAGAAUCUGCCCCCAAUAGUGAUGAAGGUUAUUAUGACUCCACUACACCUGGAUUUGAGGAUGACUCAGGUGAUGCCCUGGGGCUUGUACGCAGGGAUUGCCUACCCCGAGACAGCUACAGUGGAGAUGCACUAUAUGAGUUCUAUGAACCAGAUGACAGUCUAGAGAACUCCCCACCUGGGGAUGACUGCCUUUAUGACCUCCAUGGUCAUAGCUCUGAAAUGUUUGACCCCUUCCUGAAUUUUGAGCCCUUUUCUUCUUCCCGUCCACCUGGGGCAAUGGAGACAGAGGAGGAACGGCUAGUGACCAUCCAGAAACAGUUGUUGUAUUGGGAACUUCGGCGAGAGCAGCUUGAGGUCCAGAAGGCACGUGCCCGAGAGGCCCAUGCCAGGGAGGCUUAUGUCAGAGAGGCCCACACUCGGGAAGCUCAUGCCAGGGAGACCCGAACCCGGGAAACCCAGCCCCAAGAUGCUCGUUCUAAAGAAAUUCACCUUCAAGAGGCCCAGACCUGGCAGGAGAAGCCUGUCUUGGAGUAUCAGAUGAGGCCCUUAGGCCCAUCAGUUAUGGGUCUAGUGGCAGGAGCAUCAGGAGCUUCUCAGACUUCCCAUCGGAAAACUGCAUCAGCUUUCCCUGCCACCGCAAGCAGUGAGCCAGACUGGAGGGACUUCCGUCCUCUGGAGAAACGUUUUGAGGGAACCUGCUCUAAGAAAGACCAAAGUACCUGCCUGAUGCAUCUCUUCCAGAGUGAUGCCAUGUUUGAACCAGAUAUGCAAGAAGCGAAUUUUGGAGGAUCUCCCAGGAGAGCCUACCCUACUUACUCACCCCCUGAAGAACCAGAGGAAGAGGAGGUUGAAAAGGAAGGGAAUGCCACUGUGAGUUUCUCACAGGCCCUGGUGGAGUUCACCAGCAAUGGAAACCUCUUUUCCAGCAUGUCCUGCAGCUCUGACUCUGACUCGUCCUUCACUCAAAACCUCCCUGAGCUGCCACCCAUGGUGACCUUUGACAUUGCUGAUGUGGAACGGGAUGGGGAAGGCAAGUGUGAAGAGAAUCCUGAGUUCCACAAUGAUGAAGACCUUGCAGCCUCCUUGGAAGCCUUUGAGCUGGGCUACUACCACAAACAUGCCUUCAACAACUACCGCAGCCGAUUCUACCAAGGCCUGCCCUGGGGUGUGAGCAGCCUCCCUCGAUACCUGGGAUUGCCGGGCAUGCAUUCUCGACCUCCACCUGCCACUAUGGCCCUAAAUAGGAGGAGCCGCUCCCUUGAUACUGCAGAGACUCUGGAGCUGGAGCUCUCCAAUUCUCACUUGGCCCAGGGCUACCUGGAGUCUGAUGAGCUUCAGGCCCAGCAAGAAGAUUCAGAUGAAGAUAAUGAAGAGGAGGAAGAAGGGGAAUGGAGCCGAGACAGUCCCCUGUCCCUCUAUACUGAACCCCCGGGGGCCUAUGAUUGGUCUUCCUGGGCUUCCUGUCCUCUUCCAGUGGGGCCAGGCCCUGCCUGGAUAAGUCUCAGCCAGCUGGAUGAGGCUUCUAGCCAGUCUCUGUAUGGACAGGCAGCCUGUUGCAUACCUCCUGUGGCCAUGUCAGUGUCGCUUUCAGUGCCUGGGCCAGAGCCAAAGGCACCAGGGGAAUCUGGGCCUCAGCUAGCUCGGCCUUCACACCUUCCCCUACCCAUGGGGCCUUGCUAUAGCCUUCAGUCACAGGCCUCCCAGAGUGUGAGGGCUCCACCUCGAGAUGUGCUGCUGCCUGUCAGUAAGCGCGGUUGCUCCUCCAGUUCUGUAGGAUUCGACCCCAGCCCUCUGCUCCAGGCCAAGCCUGUGGGCAUCACCCAUGGUAUUCCUCAACUGCCCAGGGUCCGACCUGAGCCCCCACAGCCUCAGCCCACUCACUGUGGGCCUUCCACUCUUGACCUAUCAAAGGAGAGGGCCGAGCAGGGUGCCACUCUCCCUACCAACUACUCCUCCACUGCAGUAAAUGGAAACCUAGUCAAAUAG
Molecule: messenger RNA, 3642 nt
Organism: Carlito syrichta (Philippine tarsier)
Lineage: Eukaryota; Metazoa; Chordata; Mammalia; Primates; Tarsiidae
Gene: AMER1
Product: APC membrane recruitment protein 1
Exons: 2
Coding region: 274-3642 (1122 amino acids)
Biological process (GO): regulation of canonical Wnt signaling pathway
Cellular component (GO): plasma membrane
Molecular function (GO): beta-catenin binding; phosphatidylinositol-4,5-bisphosphate binding
Source: RefSeq, a predicted model, not a curated record